This is a messenger RNA of Ceraceosorus guamensis, 2536 nucleotides long. RefSeq lists its product as hypothetical. The transcript is spliced from 3 exons. Bases 80 to 2428 code for a protein of 782 amino acids. The record is from RefSeq and is a predicted model, not a curated record. Lineage: Eukaryota; Fungi; Basidiomycota; Exobasidiomycetes; Ceraceosorales; Ceraceosoraceae.
GCCAUCCAGCUCUUUACAUCCUUUCGACGCUUUGAGAACUGAAUAGGCGCCUAGCAGUACAUGCUGCGCUAGUGUAGUGAUGUCCGAAGGCGAUUUCUUAGCGACACCGCUGGGAUCGGGCCCUUCCGCCUCUUACUUGCUGGUAGAAGCGGCGAGGCGUGACACAUCGCCUGCAGACGAGUUUCCCGCUACGCCUCGACAGACAAGCCCGGCCAUUGCGAGCCCUGCUCGUACCCCCAUGUCACCAGCUCCCGUCGCCGCGACGGUACCUUCCACGGCAACCCCGUCCAUAUUGCAGUCUUCUGCUGUGUUCGAGACUCGGAGCCAGUCCGAGACGCAACGUGAACCUCGCGGUGGCACUCACUCGACUGUCGUGACAACGGCACCCACUACAGCCAUCACUUCUGCGCCGCCGAGAAACGAGGAAGCCAGUCCCGCUCGGAGCGCAGCUUCGCUCAAUACUCCCCCACCUCAGAAGCACGAAGCGAUACGCAGCGCAGAACCAUGCGAACCUUCUCAAGCUUCUCACAAGAGCUACAGUGCACGCUCGUCGUCCAGCAGAACAGACAAGGAGGCAGCUGAUCGAGAGCUUGCGCUGCGACUCCAGAACGAAGCUGCUGCCUUGAGCAGGCCUAGACGCGCCGCAUCGAGCAAGGCGGUGGACUACGCACCUCACAGCGAUAAGCAUGGCAAUCCCAUCAAAAAGGUCAAAGGCAAGUCGAAUUCGACCAGCAGCAAUAUCAGAAACGGUGACACACGACAGCGCUCGCACGAGGAAAGGAAGAAGAGUGUGGAUGCUGAAUUGGGCGCGCCGAAAAAUCGACCCCAAAGACCAGCGAAGAGAGUCAUAACAUUGGAGGACAGCGACAGCGAAGAGGAGGAGCUCGAGCUCAGCUCGAGCCCGAAGAGAGCUGCUGUGGAUGCUGAAUCAGCCAGCAGAAUAGAAAAGGACAAGCGGCCGACUGUGGAAAUUGUCCCACCUCCACGAAGCGAGAGUGGUAGGUCACCUUCUCGUCCGCAUACAUUAAGUCGUGAUGGCGGGGCGAGCGACGCUCAUCAUGUGCGGAGCAGAGAAGACUCGAGAGACACCUGCAGUCCCACCAAUGGCAGGCAGAACACUAAGCGCCGGCGAUUGGCAGUCGAGUCGCAAGAGAGUGAAGAGGAAGAGCUGCCCAACAGCAGACCUGCUCGCCUGGUGUCAUCCACGAAGGAUGAGACCUCCGCAGGCGAGUCUGAUGCGAGGACAGAUUCAAAUAAAGGUUCAGGCGCCGCAGAGCGGGCUGCCCAAAACGAUGUUCAGAUGCACACUGAUCAGGAAGUGGAACUCGAUCAGGCGGAUCAAGCUGCGUCUUCGUUGCCCAAGGGCAGAGGGUUGCGGCGCAAAAGCAAAAAGAAUCGGAAUGGUUGGCAAGAGAGCAUGUCGGAGAGGAGCAGAAGCACAAACACGUCGCCAACGAAGUCUGACGUGUCAGCUCGCAACACGCGACAAAGGGGCGAAGAGCGCCAUGGCGCGGGAGACGGCAAAGAUGCCCAGGAUGCAGCUGCUGACAAGACCGAACAGGCUCCAGCAAAGUCUGGUCAUGCUCUAGAACAGGGCGGCCCCGCUGAUGCCGACGGUUACGAGGUAGAAGAUGGGGAUCCGCUGUCAAGCCCCGUCGUAUCUCAGCGUGUUGAGCCAAAGACGAAAGGGUUAAAGAAACGGCAGGAUCCUAAACCGAAGCAAAAGAAAGCAGGCAAGGAGAGCGCAAAGCAAAGCAAGGAUGAAGCGGAAAGCAAUCAUCUUCGCUCUGCCACGAGCAAAGCUUCUAAUUCUGUUAGCGCAGAUCAGGCAGCAGAAGUGCGGCAGGGGUCCGCUGAAAAUCGCAAAGACGACGACGGACCCAAUCGCAAAUUUCAAGAGCCAGAAGUCAGGAAUGACGCUUCAGCACCUGCACGCAAAGAGCUUCCGGUUUCAAAAAUCGAUCUUCCCGGCAAGGGAAGUCCGCUGACGCCAGCAAACCGGAAUGCAAAGGUCUCGGUAGGUACACCGACACCAGGCAGCGCUGAUCUGCGAAGAUCCUUCAGCGGCAAGCCGCUGAGCUCGCUCGUGAGCUCUUCAGGCGGACAUCGGCGACCGGGUCUAGGGAGACGUUCUCACGUACCCUCACUGCACCCGAAUCGCAUCGAAUCACCAAAGAUUCGAGCGCCUAUCCCGAUCAAGCCUACCAAGGCGCAGCUGGAAAGAGAAUUGGACUCGGACGAAGAGAGAGCUUUGGCCAAUGAGACGCCCGAGCAACGUAUGCGCAGAAAGAUCAGGGAGGCAGAGGAGGAUUACAUGGAGCCACCUGCUGGAUGGACUGAAGGAGCGGCGACUUCUGGCGGACCGGUCGGCGGCCCUCGUGAUGACCAAGCUGUCGAGUACUCGGCCGAUAUGGACGAGUACGAUUGAUUCUGUAGCGCAAUAGAAGGCGCAACAAGACGCCGUCGCUCGACCCAGCCUCCGCUUGCACCCGGCUGUACACAUAGAGGCGCCACCGCGAUGCCCACGACGGCGAUU